Sebastes umbrosus (honeycomb rockfish) is the source of this 5875-nucleotide messenger RNA. It is a transcript of the gene fgfrl1a, whose product is annotated as fibroblast growth factor receptor like 1a. Gene Ontology annotation, molecular function: fibroblast growth factor receptor activity; fibroblast growth factor binding. Gene Ontology annotation, cellular component: plasma membrane. The transcript is spliced from 8 exons. Lineage: Eukaryota; Metazoa; Chordata; Actinopteri; Perciformes; Sebastidae. Bases 553 to 2052 code for a protein of 499 amino acids. The record is from RefSeq and is a predicted model, not a curated record.
UCGCCUGCAGCUGAAAUCUGGACGCUGAGCUGCUGCUGCUGGAGGCAAUGUGGAGAUAUAGUAUUCAGGCUUUUCUUUUAAUAGAGAAGUGUGUGGAUAGAUACGAGAACAGGCGGGACUUGUAGAGAAAGUUGUUCCUCUUUCUUUCUUGCUGUCUCUCUCUCUCGAGGGUUUUUACAUGUGGACUGUCAUUCAGAAAUACUACUGCAGCCUCACGUGUUUGACCUGAGCCUAUAUAUCUUUCUUUUUUUCUUUUUUUCUACAUUUAAACACAUAUUUUUCGCUCGGUUAGUCUACUUUUUAUACUUUUGUCAAACUUCAUUCACUGCAAGUGUGCGUUUCUUUGCCAGACGCGUCUCUUUUAUUAUUCCUGGCUUGAAUCACGGAUUAAGUUCAUCAUAACAUCACUGGAGAGGAGGUGAAGGACUGUUUUCUGGAGAAAGGCAUGCUAUAUGUGCAUGUCACAGGAGGGUAACAAGACUGUGGAGAUCUCAUCACUUUCUUUUACAAUCUAAGAGGCUGAGGAUUCUUCUUCCAGAGAAUUAAGCCUAAAUGGAGCUGCUCUGGGUCUUUCUGCUGCUGGAGGUGGUCGUGACGUCCACUGCUGCCAGAGGCCCACCCAGGGUGUCAGAGCGGGUGGCCCACCGGCAGAGCAUCCGUCUGGGUCGCACCAUGAAGCUGCCCUGCCCCGUAGAGGGUGACCCGCCGCCGCUCAUCAUGUGGACCAAAGAUGGACGCAACAUCCACAGUGGCUGGACGCGGUUCAGGGUGUUGCAGCACGCUCUGCGCAUCAAAGAGGUGGAGACGGAAGACGCUGGGACGUACAUUUGUAAGGCCACCAACGGGUUUGGCAGCGUCAACAUCAACUACACUCUCAUCGUUAUAGAUGACUCCAGUUCCAGAGGUGGAGCCGGGAUGGCCAAUGGUGACUCUGAACACGCCCCGGAGCUGGCUGGGAAACUGGUGCGUCCACGUUUCACCCAGCCGUCAAAGAUGAGGAAGCGCGUCAUCGCUCGCCCGGUGGGCAGCUCGGUGCGUCUGAAGUGCACGGCGAGCGGUAACCCUCGCCCCGACAUCAUGUGGCUGAAGGACAGUCGGCCGCUGGUGGACGAGGACGGCGGAGCAGAAGGAGGGGAAGGAAAGAAGAAGAAGUGGACUCUGAGUCUGAAGAACCUGAUGCCGAGGCACAGCGGGAAGUACACCUGCCACGUGUCCAACAGAGCAGGAGUCAUCAACGCCACCUACAAAGUGGAAGUCAUACAGCGUACCAACUCUAAACCCAUCCUGACCGGCACUCACCCCGUCAACACCACCGUGGACUACGGAGGAACCACGUCUUUCCAGUGUAAAGUCCGCAGUGACGUCAAGCCGGUUAUUCAGUGGCUGAAAAGAGUCGAACCUGGAGACGAGAACAAAUUCAACUCCACCAUAGAGGUUGGAGACCACCGCUUCGUGGUGCUGCCUACAGGGGAGGUCUGGUCGCGUCCUGACGGAUCCUACCUCAACAAGCUGCUGAUAACCAGAGCCAAGGAGGAGGACGCCGGCAUGUACAUCUGCCUCGGAGCCAACACUAUGGGCUACAGCUUCAGGAGCGCCUACCUGACGGUGCUACCAGAUCUGAAGCCCCAAAACAACGCCGUCCCCACAGCGACGUCCCCGAGCCUCCCCUGGCCCGUCAUCAUCGGAAUACCAGCAGGCGUCGCCUUCAUCUUAGGCACCGCCCUCCUCUGGUUCUGCCAAUCAAAACGCACCUGCUCCUCUUCUUCUUCUUCUUCUUCUUCAUCCUCCUCAGCUCUUCCCGCUGCCCAGCGUCUACCUGCGGCCAGUCGUGACCGAGCUUGCCCGGCGCCGCCUCCUCAGCAAGCCAACGGGGAUAAAGAUUGUCUCUCUUACGAGGACUACGUCGCCCAUCAGCAGCUGCUUCUCGCUCAGGGAGGCACCGGAUUGGCUCCCAAGGUCUACCCCAAAAUCUACACGGAUAUUCACACGCACACGCAUUCGCACGUGGACGGGAAAGUGCACCAGCACCAGCACAUCCACUACCAGUGUUAGCACGCUGCAGUGUUUUCACAUUUACAUGAACAUGUCGCUGUGCACGCAGACUCAUUAACUACAGUUUAAAACUAGCUGCUGAAAGAACAGAGAAAGAAGAACCACACGCAAGAGACUGUAUCCAGAAACAUGGGGUCAACUCUCUUCCUCAUUGUGCUGCAGCCACGUUAUUGUGUAAACAGACUGAUUCAAACUAUGAAGAAUGUAAAGAAAGAAGACAAAGAUCUUUAUUUUUAAGCAGACUGGAAACCGAUCCAGUGAAAUCUAUGAGAGAAAACUCCCCAAACAUGUUUUAUUCAAAGCUUUUUUUAUAUAAAAUCUUUUCUGUAGAUUUUUAAAUCUUGCUUUUUUUUUGCUUCUUUUUGGACACAACCACAACCUCCUCAGUAACAGUAGAAAUAGCUCGCCUACGCUACAAGGCUCCAACUAUAGCUACUCGUGUAUAUAGUGGAUUAUAUGGCAUUUAGCACGCUACUUCAUCCUGGGUAAAUCUAUAAAGAACAAUUAGCAUGUAUGUAAUGUAAUAGCUUAAUUUCAGAGUGUAUCUCAGGCGUCAGCCCAACUGAGCCAUAAAAAUAACAACUCCCACUGUAUCCACACACACACAGCCUCGGCAAGGAUGAGGGCUGCUGCGUUCUGCUUCAGCCGUUCUGAUAAAUGUCUAGCUGCUAUCUGAUGCUGUGUGAAAAAGAGCUGAUGUCAAACUGGUUUCAGACGGCAUGAAUCUCUCUCAGUAAGAUUCAUUUGAGCAGCAGCUACAAUGCGAUUUCUUCUACAAGCAAGGAAAACCUCCGGACAACAGUAGCAGGAGCAAUCAUUAGAUCUGUCCUAACUCCGAUACUGACACUUUCCUGGAGAAAGGUGGCAUUUCCUGCUUCACCUUAUCGCCUUUUCAGCUUUGUAGGAUGCUCGCUGACUUCAGAAGAGAGGGAUGAAGGAUAUCAGUUCUCCUCAUGUCAUACGUUAAGCCAACAGCGCAAAGGGAUCAUCAACAGUGCCUCGGUGUAAAACGGUGCCUUCGAAGAAUUGUUUCCAGAUUUCGUGGAUCACCGUCGGAUCAUUGGAUAAUGUCGCAGAUUCUUCUUAAUCUGUCGUGAGAUUUAGAGGGCUUAAAAGAGAGGAACUUCAUCUUAAACUCUUUAACUUAAAGUCCUCGACUCUUCUUCUUCUUCUUAAAGCGCCGCACAAUAUGACCUCAAGUAUGAUGGAGCAGGGUUUGCAUGUGCUCUUGUUCUCCACACACGGUUUGUUACGAAGCAGCAGACGGACUCGUCUGUUGUCUUUUGUUUUUAUCUAAAGAGGAAAUGGUUUGGAUAAAGUGCUGCCUUCUCACCUGCAGAGCCCUCCUUCACCCUGAUCAAGACAUUUUAGAAAAGAUAAAAUGAUGGGAUGCAGCUUUAAACUGAAUCAGUAUCACAAACAUUUAGAGCCAUAUAUUCUGCAGAGCGUUAUGUUGAUUACGACAGCAGAACCCGUUGACUAGACUCUUAGUGCUGUACAAUGAAUUAGAAUAAUUUCUUGAUACAUUCAAAGAUAUGUUUUGAUUCUGUAUGUUUUGAUUCACACAUCUGCAGAUUUACCACUAAUUAAGUUUAAAGGGGACGUAUCAUGAAAAACUCACUUUUCAGAUCACUUUACCAGCAUUUCAGACCGAGGAUGAAUACAGGUAUAUUCAGACAGACAGUAUGAAGAAAAUAAUGUUUUUUAACAUUAAAGCAUAUCAACAUAUUCUAGUAGAAACCCAAAAUACAUGUAUGAACCUGAAAGUGAGCAUGAUAUGGCCCCUUUAAGUAUUGAGUGAUGGAUUUUAAGCAUUUUAUGCAAUUAGAUAACAGUUCAGUCUCAUGUUAAUGCCAUUUUAAAGCCCCCACACACCCAGAUGUUUUCUCUCAUUUUGGCUGAUUAUUAGACCUGAUUAAAAUCAAUGUGCAUUUGAUUAAUAUUUCUCUCAUUCUCGUGUAGUUUUGUUGCACCUUUUAUCAUUCUUAUUAAUACGUUGAGUUUGUGUUGCUCCUCCUGGCUUCAUCCUGAGGUCUAAUCAGCCAGAUUAACUGAAAACACCUGUGUGGGAGUUCAGGGCCUUUAAUUUGUAGACGGGGAGGUCACCAGCAGCUGCUAUGAGUAAAGCUAAUUAGGAGACUAUAUAAAUGAUCCUAGAAUACGCUGCUUUCAAAGCUGCUUUUCGAGACAUACUGAUUCUCACGUUCUCUUGUUACUUGGUUUGUUCAUGUAUUUGAACGACUGUUAGUUGUUCUUUUACUCUCAUUGUAUCACUGCAUUUUCUCUUACUUACUCAAACCUCAUUAGAAACCUCCACCAACAAAGCUUCUCAGCACACCGCCAGUUACAACAGACUUUCUCUCUCUCAGGUCUCCAUCUUCUUGUUCCUGUGUGUGCUCUUGAAUCUGACCACUAUAUAUAAAAACUGUGCAUUGAUCAGCUGUUUUAAAUCACAGCGCUCUCUGAGAGGCACACUCACGCCAUGUGUACGGUUGAAACGAAGGGGUGACUCUGUCCAGAGAUGUUUUAAACAUAAAAACAAUAAGAAAUGUGAAAUAUUUUAAAGAAACUGUGGGUUUGUCGUGUAGUUGAUUGCACUAGUUGUCUGCAGACCUUUUUCAGGAUGAAAUACGACAGUGAGAACUUUACAAGGGUGCGUUUAAAACAAAAAAACAUGUGACAGGAAGUGAUUUAUUGGAAUCACCUGGUAACUUUAGUUGCACAUGUGGUCGUUCUUCAGCGUGUAUUGUUGUUGCACAUACAUAUUUAAACUCAAGCAGUACAAAUAUAUACAUGUGGAUACUUCAUAUACAGUAUGCCCAUUUUUAUAAUACAGAGAGAUGUCUGUACCAAGUUGAGUCUAAAUCGGACUUGCGACAAAACGUUCAAACCUUUAAUUAAAGCGUGCAAUUAAGGCCGAUUGGGAUCAUAUUUGUUGAGCAGCAUUUGCACAAAACUUCCCCACACACAAACUUUGCACAAACAUUUCGGAAGAAAAAAUACAUAAAUCAGCACAAAAACAAUCAGGGCUUGAACCCCUAAUUAAGUUAAAGUACACCAGAACAGUAAAGAAUAAGCAUAUAUCAAAAUGAUUUUCUUUAACUGAAGAAAGGUCUUGAAAUACUGCCUUAGUAACUCUCCCUCUGUCAUGUUCUUCUUGUCCUCCCAUUUUUCUGUUUUGAAACAUCUGUUGACAAAGUCGCCCUGAACAGCUGGAGUGUGUUCUUUCAUUUUAAAGUUUCUCCUCUCAUGUUGGAGGAUGGAAACGUUUCCAAACAGUAACAUUUUCCUCAAUCAGUGUUUUUCUGUGAAAACUGUUCCGUUACCUUAUUUCACUCAUUUCACAUGUUUAAACUCAUUUAAGUUGUAUUGUGUCAAAGCUAAAGGACUGCCAGUAGACCGACUGUGUAUUACCACUAGCAUGUAGAUGGAAUGACAUUAUAGUGUUGAAGUUAUAGUGUUAGAUGAUUUAGUGAGGAUGCUUUGGACCAUUCAGUAGCUCUAGCAACACAUCGGCCAACUAAACAUUAUAAAUUGUCUCAAGAUUCAAAAAGAAAAGUGUGUUUCUAAUUUAUUUUUUCAUAUAAUUGGGCAUUAUACUGCAUGAGUGGAUUUUGUGUUCUAUUAGUAAUAAGCUAUGUAGCAAAUACCAUGUUCAUGUCAUUGUAAGAUACUGUAUUUAUACGUGCCGACGGAAUAUACGAAAUUUUAUCGAUAAUCUUUGUAUCGACAAUCUUGUACAGUCUGUUGUCAGUUAGGUUAAAAUUUUUGUUUUCUCCCAUUGUAAUCAUUUUAUUGGUGCCAUUAAAAAAAGGUAAAUCUA